Messenger RNA from Parnassius apollo (apollo), 1389 nucleotides. The record is from the annotation of a GenBank genome assembly. NCBI's taxonomy places the organism in Eukaryota, Metazoa, Arthropoda, Insecta, Lepidoptera, Papilionidae.
AUGCUUAACACUCAAGAAUACAUACCUGAUAUAUGUUGGUCAUCUAGUGAAUCGAGUGACUAUGAAAACGUAUCAUCUAAUUUGUUUUGUGAUGCUAUGACCUUGAAAUCACUUAACCGUAAGAGAAAACGGAAAAAAAGUUUAAACAGAAAUAUUCCCAACUUAAAUGUUAGUAUUAUAAAAGUACCGGAAGUCAAGAAAGAAAUAAACUCACUAGAGAAGUCUCCAAUUUUUAGUUCUACAUGUAAAAUAAAUCAAUGUUUGCAAAGCCCUAUUUUAAAGAAUUUAAAAAACCGCCUUCCAUCUAAUAAAUGUGGUUUAGAUACAGAUUCGUCACCAGUGUUAAAAACUUUACCCACACGUCAAGAAAAUAACUUUCAUAUGAAGAAAAAGAGUCCUGUAUUGGUAUUAAAACAUAGAUCACCUAGUAGGUCACCAAAAAUAAAGAAGAAGCUCUUUGCAUCUGAAAACUAUGAUAUUAACGAAACAUACACAGUAGAAUCUAAGAAUAAAUAUUCAAUUAUAAAAUUAAACAAAUUUUCAUGUGAUGAUCAUAAGUCCAAGGUUAGUAAUGCCUAUCAAAAUAAUAAUUGUGAUACUAUUACAAAUUCAAAACAUCAAGUUCAAAAAUCAGAAAAUAAAUUCAUAACAGAAAUAGAAAAUAAGUUAAAUCAAAUCAAAAGUAGAGAAGAAUCAAAUAAUUUACAUGUUGACAAUACUACAUUUGCAUCACACUCAUUUGUAAAUGUAUUGAAGCCUAAGACUACAAUAGAUUUAGUAAAAAAUGUGCAAUUAUAUUUUGACAGUCAUUUUAGUUCUGAAACUGCUUCACAACAGUCAAUAAGUGAAUGUGAGUCAACACCACAAAACACUUCAAAGUUCAGUGAUGAUGUAGAAAUCGUCAGCUCUAUGACACAAGCGAAAGAUUCCUUACAAGCAGUCGAAGACACAAUAAGCCCAUUAGCACUCAAUGAAAAUUAUGAGACAAACAUAAACUGUGGAAAGUCAAAAAAGGUUAAAUAUAGAAAGGAUGGACUGGCCUUCAGGCUCAGUGGCCUAUUAAAAAAACAGAAUGCUAAAAUCUCUUUAUGGCAACAUGAAAAAUUUCUAGCUCAAAAUUCAAAUUUUCUCAUUCCAAAAAGUGAACACAUUGUUUUCCGAAUUCAAAAAGUCAAUUUUAAAUAUGGCUCCUAUAUAAUUGAAACAAUGGAUUUACAUGACAAAAGGUUUUUAAUAUUUAUAAAUGGAUAUUAUGUUAAGGAUAGUUGCAAUAUUGUUCCUGAUGUUAUAUUAAAGAUAUAUGAACCAUAUAAGAUACUAGAUUUAACAAAUGAUUGUAAACUUGUGGUCAAUGUUAGCAAGUUUGAGUGUGUGCCAAUUGUAAUGUAA